AUGUCGGAUACUCCACCGAUUAACGUUCUCCGAACAUCACUGUUUGAACUGCAAGAUCGAAUGAGUCACCGUUGGGUACUGCAUCCGCAGUCGCAUUUCAAGACUUCUUGGGAUCUUUUAAGCGCGCUUAUUGUGGUUUACUACUCAUGGAUUAUCCCCUUCAUGCUAUGUUUCGACUGGUACGUGCCGUCUUCAAGUACAAGGUACCUUAUGAAAGUGCUUGAUUUUUGGGGUUUCGUUGACAUUGCGCUACGAUUUCGUACUGGUUUCAUUGAGUAUGGAAAUGUUGUUAUGGACCCACGUAAAAUUCGUCAAUCGUAUCUACGUUCGGUCUGGUUCCCUAUUGAUGUCGCUUCUUCGAUUCCGUUCGAGCUUUUUAUUCGAGAUACGGUGGCUAGCAUAUCGACAAGAAAAACAUUCAAAAUGAUUAAAUACGUAAAGCUUCCCCGAUUACUUCGACUUGGGCGCUUCGUCAAGUACUUAAAAAGAUACAAGCGAUACUCAAGCCUUAUGAUCUCUCUCAAUGCAAUAUUAUUCUCCGCUCACGUAGCAGGCUGUUUGUGGGUGGCCAUAUUGAAACCGUGUACUGACGCUGUCGAAGCUGCUAAGCCGCAUUGUCAAGAUGGGGGUGAGACGGAUAUCUAUAUGGUGGCAUUUCAUCAUGGUAUCGUAUCUUUGCUGGGUGUGUCAGCUGCCUAUGUAGAAGCAAACGAUCGUUUUCUUAGCGGAGGAUACGGCCAUGAUGUAAGUGAGGAUCUGAACGGGACUAUUUAUUUCUGGUCUAGCGCAGUGUCGAUAUACGGCAUGAUCUUGACAGCUAUUCUUUUCGGCACUAUCAUAGGUCUUGUCCAAAGCUGGGAUAGAGCCGAAAAUGUGUUCUGGAAAAAAAUGGAUCAAGUGUCUCACGAAAUGGACGCAUUGUGUUUACCAAAGCCAUUACGAGCUCGAGUGAACGCUUUUUACGACUAUCUGUGGUUGAAUAAUCGCGCUUUAUCGGAGCAACUGAAUUUAUUGCACGACCCGGGAAUGUCGAUGACACUCAGACGACAGAUUGCUAUCUAUUUGUUUAAGGAUAAUUUACAAAAGAUUCCAUUCUUUCAGUUGGCCACCGAUGCUGUUUUAGGAAUGAUCUGCAUGCAGCUGCAUCAAAUCAUCUACAUGCCCGACGAUUUUAUAAUUCAUGAAGGUGAGAUUGGUAAGGAGCUUUUCAUGAUUGUCAAAGGCAUUGUACGUGUACUACCGCCGAAAAAUUGCAAGUCUCCCGAAGAUGAAACAGUCAUAUUAUUAAGUGAGGGGGACUUUUUUGGUGAAAUUGGCGUGGUAAUGGAGGUCGAACGUACCCGCAGUGUGAAAGCCGAAUGUAUGGCAGAGCUAUGCGUUCUUGCUCGAGAAGGCUUUGAAAAAAUUUUGGUCGAGUUUCCGGAGUUUGCCAUCGCAAUGAAAAAGCUUAUUGUGAAGCGUGUUGGCGAGAUGUGGAAGGACAAUGGUCCGGAGCGUAUGGAAAAGAUGACGAUACUCGCGGAUACUAAAAUGAAAAGAGCCAUACAAACCUAUAAAAACAUGGAGAAGCUACGCACCAAAACUAGAGCCCUGGCAACUUUCCGUCCACGACUGUCAAAACUUCUUAAUUCAGAUGAAAGCUUUUUACCGCAAGAAGCUUCACAAAAUUAUAAAAGUGGACCGACGGAUGAAAUCAUCGCUGUUGCUACUGCGGUGGCUUCUUCAAAUAUUAUUGACAGUCUAAAAGGUGGGUCUUUAGACAAUUUUCAGCGAAGCACAAUCACGGAAACCAGCAUUGACGAGACAGAAACCCCGCAUGAAAACAGAAAAAAUGAUUUGAAGUCCGAAAGUAAUGAUAACAAUGGCAUUGCCGUUUCUGGGGCUAUUCACCUGGGGUCACAACGUCCUUUGAUCUCAAGGACUUCAACACGUACAUUCUCACUUCAAUUAAACCAGCUAGAGAAGAGAUUGGAAUCAGUCGAGCAGAGGCUUGAAACAAGAAUGACACAAUUAGACAACACGCUCGAGCAGAUAUUACAUCUCUUGAUGCCAUCUGCUAAAGCAAGCUCGUCGCCUCGUAUAGUCUGA
Messenger RNA from Plasmopara halstedii, 2088 nucleotides. Its product is annotated as voltage-gated ion channel superfamily. The transcript has 4 exons. Gene Ontology annotation, biological process: regulation of membrane potential; potassium ion transmembrane transport. Gene Ontology annotation, cellular component: membrane. Bases 1 to 2088 code for a protein of 695 amino acids. The record is from RefSeq and is a predicted model, not a curated record. NCBI's taxonomy places the organism in Eukaryota, Oomycota, Peronosporomycetes, Peronosporales, Peronosporaceae. Gene Ontology annotation, molecular function: voltage-gated potassium channel activity.